CGCCGGAGAAAUCCACUAUGCCGGAGCUUUUCCACAGUUAGGUUCAGCCGAUCAACUGCACUUCCAGGAUUAUUUAACGCUGUUUAGAAGCUGACAUCGUCUGCGGCGACAUGGGCGGGGUGUGCCUGUGCUGGUCGUGGACUUGCAGACCAGUGCGGCCGCUGUUCCUCCUGCUGGCGGCUGUGCCUGUCCUGCUGCACUCCUCUCAGAGUCCCGCAGCUGCUGGGGGGAAGAUAUACUCCCGAGGCAACCACUGGGCUGUAGGACACCUGAUGGGUAAGAAGAGCAUCGAGAGCCUGCGGGAGGGGAACAUCGUCAGCGGCUACCUCAGCCCCUCGGAGACAGCCAGGGUCACGGAGCUGCUGAUGGAGGCUCUCCUGCUACCAAAGAACCAAAAACCAAUGAUUUCACCGAGGGAGAGCAGGCUGCGGCGGCUCCACAGCAGCUGGAGGGGACUAAAGCAUCUCAGAGAGAUGUCAAACCUGCUUCUUCAAGACAAUCACUCCACCUGAACAGAAGAGGACGUCUGACUCAGACAGAGGCAUCGUUUUCUCUCCAUGCUCUGUAAACACAUAUCCACACUGUAUUUUUUUUUCUUUCGGCAGGGAACUCCACGGAUUUAUUUCAGUCUAUACAUUCAUACAGCAUUUUGAUUACUUGUUGAUCUGAUCAGGUUGUGUGCUGUUAUCUGAGGACCUGAAAAAUAAAUCUAUAAUUG
This is a messenger RNA of Salarias fasciatus (jewelled blenny), 718 nucleotides long. It is a transcript of the gene grp, whose product is annotated as gastrin-releasing peptide. The coding region runs from base 111 to 512 and encodes 133 amino acids. Gene Ontology annotation, molecular function: neuropeptide hormone activity. Lineage: Eukaryota; Metazoa; Chordata; Actinopteri; Blenniiformes; Blenniidae. The record is from RefSeq and is a predicted model, not a curated record. The transcript has 3 exons. Gene Ontology annotation, biological process: neuropeptide signaling pathway.